Molecule: messenger RNA, 1725 nt
Organism: Ceratotherium simum simum (southern white rhinoceros)
Lineage: Eukaryota; Metazoa; Chordata; Mammalia; Perissodactyla; Rhinocerotidae
Source: RefSeq, a predicted model, not a curated record
CUUGGAUGCAGGACCAUGUCCCUGGUUCUUCCCACCCUGCUCUGUCUUUGUGAGUCUGGGAGAGAGGGGCCCAGCUACAAAUACAAGGCUACAGGGGGCAGGGCUGCCGGUUCUAGAAGGCUGAGCUGUCUCACCUGCUGUUUCCUUCCAGGGUUGUAUCCAGGCCAGUGCACUCAGGCACAGAACAGAAAUCUCCCCCGACCUGAUAUCACAGCUGUGCCUGAAUCCAUGGUUCUGUCCAAGGAACAAGUGACUAUCCAGUGCCAAGGGCCUGCAGAAGCUACAGCAUAUGCGAUAUCUAAAGUGGGAAGCCCUGAGCGCUCACACACAGAGAAACAACUGCUGUCUAAGACUACCAAUACUUUGGAAAUUGCACAGAUGACACCACACUGGGCAGGGCUGUACCACUGCUCCUAUCAGAGUGGAGACAGCUGGUCCCAGUUCAGUGACCCCCUGCAGCUGGUGAUGACCGGAGCUUAUGAAAAACCCUCCCUCUCAAGCAUGACUGGCACUGUGGUGGCUUCAGGGGAGAAUGUGAAGUUGCAGUGUUUCUCAAGACUCAAGUUUGAUGUAUUUAUUCUUAUCGAAGAAGAUGAAGUUCAUGCCAUCCAGAACCAAAGCUCCACCCCCAAGGGUGGUGGACAUCAGGCUGUCUUCCUGUUGAAUCAAGUCUCCUCCACACAGGCCGGGACCUACAGAUGCUUUGGUGUCUUCAACGAUUCCCGCUAUGUGUGGUCUGACGCCAGUGACCCAUUGCAGCUUCAGGUCAGAGGUGAGGAAGCCCCAGCGCACCCAUCCUCAUGUCUGCUCCUGAGACCAACACUGUCCAGGUGGAGCAGUGAUUGGGAAAAGGAGGACAGUGGGGUGGGAAGGCGGUGUCACCACCGUCUGCUUAGACAGGAAGCUCUGAGGAGCUCACUGCCCUCACCCACAAUGCAGCCCUCCUACCACAUGCCCAGGGGCCGGGGAAGUGCAGUUUUAGAUGGAAAACUAAAAAACAUUCAAGUAAAAGAGAGAAAGAAAACCCCUCUGAUUUCAGCCCCAUUUGCAGAAGCUCCUGAAGGUCCUGAUCCCACGACAUCCAGACAUUCAACUGCCCCACCUUCCAACAAAAACUCCCCGGAGAAACACCAGAACGUUCUGAUUGGAGUCCCAGUGGCCAUUGCUCUCCUCCUUCUCGUCCUCCUCCUCCUCUUCAUCAUCCACCGUCGCAAAGCCAAAAGCAAUGCUGCUAGGAGUGACAGACAGUUAGAGGCAGCUGGACCGAUGGACGGACAGGCCUCUGAAGCUAGAGACCCACAGGAUGUCACCUAUUCCCAGGUGACCUCCAGUGUCUCCACCCAGGGGACAGCUGCCACACCCUCCUUGUUGCCCAGACAGACCCAGACCAGUGAGUAUGCAACACUUGCCCUGAGAUAAGCCACAUGCCGGUGCCUGCAUUUCACGGGCAGGAGGACUUACAGCUGCCCAUUGGGAGGUCCCUCCUCUGGACUCACUGAUCCUAAAUCUGAGGCCGUCAGCCUGGCUGAGGGGACCCAUGUGACUCAGAAGUCCCCGCUGCCCCCCUGAAUCUCAAGACCUCAAGAUUAUCACCCAAUCAGUUCCAGAAUCUCUACUGUAAUUGCCCAGCAAUUCCCAAAACCCUCCAAAGUUAUCAGAAGAAUGAUAGGGUAAUUUUUCAUAACUUCUCAUUAUUCAUCAAUUAAACAAAUAUACUUAAAUCCU